GCUGAGUUUCGUCACCGCCCACAUGAAAAUUUCUCUCUCUAGAACCCAGCACUGGGGAGAGAAACAGCACAUCCAACUCUCUGGUAAUCGCUGUAAAGUUUAAAUCUUUCGAAACCUCUUUUCUUUCUUUUUCCCUUCUUUAUAUACAACAUUGGUUUGCCCCAAUCCAACUCUUGAAUCUGCAUACUUCGCAUAAACCAACCAAACAAGAACAGAUUCCCACAAACCCUAAACCCGAAUCAGAUCAAGAAGAUCGGAAAACAAGAAGCAGAAGUUUGACAAACCAUUGCUAAGGUCGAACAUGCUCGCUCAUCCACCCAAACCUUCAGCUCUUCCCGUCCACUGGCUGGUCAGGACAUCCGACGGCGCCACCGACUCCGGCGAGAAGGUGACGUGGCACGCCGAGUUCGAGAGACGCUGCCCUUCUCUGUCCAGCGAAUCCGCGGCGGCGCGUUACCACACGCACGAGGUGGGGCGAAACCAGUGCUGCUCCGCCGUGGUGCAGGAGAUCGCUGCCCCCAUCUCUGCCGUGUGGUCCGUCGUCCGCCGCUUCGACAACCCUCAGGCCUACAAGCACUUCGUCAAGAGCUGCCACGUCAUCCUCGGAGACGGCCACGUCGGCUCCCUCCGCGAAGUCCACGUCGUCUCCGGCCUACCCGCCGCCAGCAGCACCGAGAGGCUCGAGAUCCUAGACGAUGAGCGCCACGUCAUCAGCUUCAGCGUCGUGGGUGGGGACCACAGGCUGGCGAACUACCGGUCGGUGACGACGCUCCAUGUUUCACACUCCGGCGAAGGGACCGUCGUGGUGGAGUCGUACGUGGUGGACGUUCCUCCGGGGAACACAAAGGACGAGACCUGCGACUUCGUCGACGUCAUCGUUCGGUGCAACCUCCAGUCGCUGGCAAAGACCGCGGAGAAUCUUGGAGGGACCAAACUCAAAACGACGACGUCUCUGUGAGUGUACUACGUUCCUUAAUCCGACGCCGCUUUUUGUCGCUUCAUCGUCCGUGAUUAAUGUUUCCUGCGUCGUUUACGUUCCCGAGUUUUUCUUUUCUCUCUCAUUUUAACACCCAUCUACAUGUGAAAUAUACACCGGCGAUCUCAUAGAUUAUAUCCAUAAAUCAUCAUUUCAGUUUCUUUUUUUUU
Tarenaya hassleriana is the source of this 1146-nucleotide messenger RNA. RefSeq names its product abscisic acid receptor PYL4-like. The transcript has 2 exons. Gene Ontology annotation, molecular function: protein phosphatase inhibitor activity; signaling receptor activity; abscisic acid binding. The record is from RefSeq and is a predicted model, not a curated record. Gene Ontology annotation, cellular component: cytoplasm; nucleus. Bases 302 to 958 code for a protein of 218 amino acids. Gene Ontology annotation, biological process: abscisic acid-activated signaling pathway. Lineage: Eukaryota; Viridiplantae; Streptophyta; Magnoliopsida; Brassicales; Cleomaceae.